GAAAGAACAGAGCCUCUGCUUAAAAAAAAACAAAAAAAAAACGGGGAUUCUCUACUUUUUCAGUAGUUGCGUAAUAGUGCCCCCUACCGUAUAACUGUGAAAACACUGAAAGCCGGAAAAUUCCGUCAAUAUAUAGUAUAUGGAAAAAAUAUAUUAUGGAAGUCAAUGUGGUCCAUCAACUGUUUGGUUCUUCAAAAUAUCUUCUUUGUGUUCAGCAGAAGAAAGAAAUUCAGGCUUUGAACAAUUUGAGGGUCUUUCAGAUUUCACUGAACAAUGAGGAACUGCACGUUCAUGGGAGGUGGGAUCCCUUUGUCAUCUGAGUUCUUUAAAGUGAUCAAGAACGAUCUCUGGCUAUUCCUCCUUCCUGCUGUGUUUGUUAUGCUGCUGCUUGCUCUCUUCAUGGAGGAGAUUGGCUUUUUUCUGCGUCAUGUCACCUCUCAUCGGCGUAGAAAUCUCAGCCUAUGGAUCCUGGGAAUAUAUCCAGUCUUUGGAAUGACGUCUAUAAUUGCGCUAUAUGUUCCACGCUCCUCAUCUCUGUGCAGUUUCAUUGCGUCUCUAUAUCACUCUAUUACACUCUUGAAGUUCAUGGGUCUUAUCAAAGACUUCUUUGGUGGAAAGGUCCGCAUGCUGGAGGCAUUAGCAGGGGAGAAGGUGUCUCCAAACCCCUUCCCCUGUUGCUGCUGCUGCUGUCUUCCUCUCUUUGACAUCAACAAGACCAGUGUGGGCUGGAUGAUGGCUGCUGUUCUUCAGCUCUCUGUGGUCAGAACAAUCCUGUUCUUCCUCACUCUUGUCCUCUGGACAGAUGAACAGUAUGACUAUGGGGAUGUUAAUUCGGUUACUCUCAACAUGUAUGUCAAUGCCAUCAUUGCCGUAUCCACGUUUCUGUCCUUCUAUGGCUACUUGCUGUUUUAUAAAGCUACAAAAAGGGCAUUGCCUGGAUACAGUCUUCGAGCCAAGUUUAUUUGCAUCAUUGUUGUCCUGGUCCUUUGUGGACUACAGAGUGGAAUUCUGGAGACCAUGGGUGCGCUGAAUGUCAUCCCCUGCACUCCUCCCUUCUCUGAACUUUUUCGUUCUCAAUUAAUCUACCACUAUUCUGUAAUUGUGGAGAUGUUCUGCAUCAGCCUCUUUGCACAUCACAUAUUCCGGAAAGUUGAACCCUGUCAAGAUGAGGGUGAAGAAAUGGAGAUUGAUGUCAUAAGAGUUCUCAAUGAAAAGGCAAUUCAGACAGAAGAUGAGCUGCCAAUUGCUGUGCAGCUCUCCUCUCAAGAGGAUGAGCCAUGCCAUUCUAACCUUGGAUACAACAGCGACAGUGAAGACAGCCUCUGUAAAAUUGAACACGCACCACUGGACCGCUUCACUUUUCCCUUACAGCACAGACAACAAACUGCAGCAAACUUAGAGAAAGUAUAUAAUGCACCACCUGAGGACUCCAUGAGUGUGGAGCUGCCGACAAUUACUGUCAGUGCUGAAAUUAACCAUAUUGACAGUGGUGAUGUUACUGUUGUAUAGAAGAAAAAGAGAGAAAAAUGUAUAAAUGUAUAGUUUAUUCCACUUUAUAUGUCUAUGACUCCACUGGGCCCUGGGAAGUUAAACAAAGAACAAGUGCCAUUUGAAUUGUAAACUCACCAGCAUAGCAAGUUUUUUGUAAUCUUUAAUAUAGCACAUACAGUUUACUAUUAUUAGUACAUUUAAAUAAAAAAAUUAUUACUGAUUCCCAAUGAAUAAACAAGGCUAAAGACUUGUAGACCCCCAAAGAUUUUACAUUUGAACCUAUAGAAGCUAUAGAGUGCCGUAGGCGUGACGGCAAAACCAGGAAGACUGAUUUUUCUAUGGGUUUUUAUAAUGUGGUUAUUCAGUUUGUGGUAAACAUAACUUGACAAUGCUUGGACAUUUUGUUCUACAACGUAAACUGCACAUACAACCCAUGUUCUUAUCUAGUUACUUAAGUUUUAUAAUGUGAUAAUGUUCUUAUCUAUAUAUGUUUUUUUUAAUAAACAUGACAGCUUCAAAAUUUUCGUAUUCAAUAUGGAUGUGUUUAAUGUAAUGAAUUUUUUUCGUACUGAAUUUUUCAUGGAUGAAAAUGAGGCUGUUAGGGAUAGCUGAUCACGUAAUUUUCAAAACUAACAACUUUCAAUACUGUUUAAUGGAGUUUUUGCUACUGAAAGUUUAUUUUUGACAGAUGUAUCAUUAGUUGAACAAUAGGCAGGUACAGCCUAGUUUUCAUUCCAAAUAUGGUGCUACCCUGAAGUCUGUUUCCUGAUUUCAUUUCUAUACAAACAACUUAAACAAACGA
Messenger RNA from Ctenopharyngodon idella (grass carp), 2293 nucleotides. RefSeq names its product organic solute transporter subunit alpha. Gene Ontology annotation, biological process: transport. The record is from RefSeq and is a predicted model, not a curated record. The transcript has 8 exons. NCBI's taxonomy places the organism in Eukaryota, Metazoa, Chordata, Actinopteri, Cypriniformes, Xenocyprididae. Gene Ontology annotation, molecular function: transporter activity. The coding region runs from base 274 to 1509 and encodes 411 amino acids.